This is a messenger RNA of Gloeophyllum trabeum ATCC 11539, 1419 nucleotides long. Its product is annotated as FAD/NAD P-binding domain-containing protein. Gene Ontology annotation, molecular function: NADH dehydrogenase activity. NCBI's taxonomy places the organism in Eukaryota, Fungi, Basidiomycota, Agaricomycetes, Gloeophyllales, Gloeophyllaceae. The transcript is spliced from 14 exons. The record is from RefSeq and is a predicted model, not a curated record. Bases 1 to 1419 code for a protein of 472 amino acids.
AUGCUUUGCGCGAAAGCUAGCUUGGCCCGUGCACCAGUGUUGCCAGUCGCGGUGAGGGGUCUAUCACAGUCCUCGUUUCACUCGUCAGCAGUGCAAGGAAAGGAUAAGGUUGUUAUUCUUGGUUCAGGAUGGGGAGGUUAUGAAGUUCUGAAGGGGAUAGACAAAUCGCGUUACGAUGUGACUAUGGUAUCGCCCAAUACGUACUUCAAUUUCACCCCCUUGCUUGCGAGCUGUGCGGUCGGAUCAUUAGAAUACCGCUGUGCCCUUGAGCCGGUACGGAGAUAUACACCUCAAGUUAAAUCAUACCAAGCCUGGUGUGAUGCCAUAGAUUUCAAGUCCAAGGCACUCACAUGUAUGCCCGCAACCCCUGCUCUCCCCGGCGAACAGAGCACCGCGCCCCGUGCUGACGCUACCACCACCGCAUACCCCGGCACUGGCACCCCCUUCAGUAUUCCGUACGAUAAGCUCGUCAUUUCAGUUGGAGCGUACUCGCAGACCUUCGGAAUACCUGGAGUGAAAGAACACGGAUACUUCCUGAAGGACAUCAAGGAUGCUCGGUCUAUCAGAACGAGGAUCCUGGAAUGUUUCGAACAAGCCAAUGAGCCCCUUCUCUCUGAUGAGGCCCGUAGAGAUAUAUUGCACUUCUGCAUUGUCGGCGGAGGCCCCACCGGUAUCGAGUUUGGCGCGGAGCUGCAUGAUCUCCUGAAUGCAGACAUAAAGAAACACUAUCCGCACCUUGCACCCCUGGCGAGGAUCUCACUGUAUGACGUAGCGCCGAAGAUUUUAAGUAUAGUCAUGCGUAGGUACGCGGUGAAAGCUUUCAAGAGAGAGGGGAUCGACAUCUUCACGAGCCACCAUGUGGAAGGGGUAGAGGCUGGCAGGAUUUUCGUGAAGGAGCAGGGCGAAGUCCCAUUCGGUUUACUCGUCUGGAGCACAGGGCUCUCGCCCAACCCGUUGAUAGAAACUAUAACCGAGGCUGUGAAACAUCCCAAGACUGGGAGUGUGAUCACGGACGACCACUGCCAGCUCCUCAUGAAGCCCUCGAAAGAAGGCGACGCGCCCGUGCCCAACCCAGAUGUGUGGGCUGUUGGUGAUGCUGCCAUGAUCCAGGGGAUUAUGCUUCCCGCAACAGCGCAGGGUAUCGUUUGCACUAAAGUCGCCAACCAGAAGGGUAAAUACGUGGCCAAGAAUCUCAAUAGGAUGCUUGAGAGCCAGGACGUCUCGCGACCGUUCAAGUGGAAGAACAUGGGCACGCUUGCGUAUGUUGGCGAAGACCAUGCCUUGUAUGACCGGACAAAAGCUGCGAAGGGACCUAAACCGAAGAAGGCUGGCAGGCUGGCGUGGCUGCUUUGGCGGUCCGCUUAUGUUAGCAUGGCGCUGAGUACGAGGAACAAGAUUUUGAUUCCUACCUUCUGGUAA